AUGGUGGCCCGCAAGGAGUUCUGCCCGAAGCAACCCUUGAAGGGCAUGGGUAUCAACGGCUCGCUCCACAUGACCAUCAAUACGAGCGUCCUGAUCGAGACGCUGCAGGCCUUGGUAGCCAAGGUUGCGCUGGUGCUCCUGGAGCAUCUUCAGCACCCAGGAUCACGCCGCCGCAGCCGUCGCGAAGCCGAGACCGCCACCCUCGUCGACGACGGCGGCGACGCCACUCUCCUGAUCCACACAUGCAAGGAGUUUCAGGACAAGUUCGCGAAGGAGAUGGUUGCGAAGGGUGAGCUCUUGUUCCCAGCCGUCAAUGUGAACGAUUGCGUGACCACGUUCAGAUUCGACAAUGUUUACGGGUGCAGGCAUUCGCUGCCUGAUGGCAUCAUGCGUGCCACAGACGUGACGAUCCGGAGCGAGCGUGCGCUCAUCUAUUGUUAUGGUGAUGUUGGCAAGGUGUGUAUCAAGGGCUUCCAGGUGGUUGCGAUGGAGAGCGCUGUCAGCGAGAUGGACAUCUGUGCGUUCAUCACAGGGAACCUGCAGACCACCACGUUGGAGCAUAUGAAGAAGAUGAAGAACAGCGACAUGGUCGGCAACAUUGGCCACCUCGAUAACGAGAUCGAGAUGGAACACUUGGAGAAGUUCGCAGGCGUUGAGGUGAAGAACGUCAAGCCGCAGGUGGCCUGCCAUGUCUUCUCAGACGGGUACGGCAUCGUCGUCCUGGCGGCUGGGCGCCUGCUCAGCCUCAGCUGCGCCACCCCGCACCCGUCCUCCGUG
Molecule: messenger RNA, 777 nt
Organism: Prorocentrum cordatum
Lineage: Eukaryota; Dinophyceae; Prorocentrales; Prorocentraceae
Source: the annotation of a GenBank genome assembly